Molecule: messenger RNA, 2099 nt
Organism: Lecanosticta acicola
Lineage: Eukaryota; Fungi; Ascomycota; Dothideomycetes; Mycosphaerellales; Mycosphaerellaceae
Source: the annotation of a GenBank genome assembly
AUGUCGCUAAUACCAUACACUCAUGAUUCCCGCGAGGUCGUAUUGUAUGUUCUCUCUUACUCUUGAGACCAGUCCUAUUCCCUCGCUCACAAUCGUGUAGACGGCGUGGCAAUUCCGUGGUCGUGUACGAUGCCCACUCGAGGCAGCUCUCGGUGAGGGAUGCUUCCGACCAACCCAUCGACUUUUCCGAAUGUCCUUACUGCCACCGACCGCUGCGUGAGAGAGACUCUUCGGGAGAAGAUGGCGAACAUGGAAGAGCCUUCGGGCCCGAACGCCCUUUUGUCGACCCAGACUACUUUGCUAUGCUUGCCGCGAGUCGCAGGCCGUCGCCAGCUUCGUCUGGUCCCUCAACGCCGAGCCGGAGAGUACAGCCUGCACUACGAUCGGGGCGCUCGCGAGAUGUCAGCAGCUCAGCUGAUCCACCCACCGGUGCCGAAUUCGUUGGCAGCGAGCCGACGACAACAACUGGUCAGGGAAUCAGCGCUUCGGCUUUUUCUCCCGGCUACUUCCAGCAAUUCUUCAGGGAAGAACGAGAACUUGGACGUGGUGGGAACGGCGUAGUCCUGCUGGUGGAGCACGUCAUCGACAAUGUUUCGCUUGGUCACUUUGCUUGUAAGAGGAUUCCAGUCGGCGACAGUAGAGCUUAUUUCGAGAAAGUCAUCAUCGAAGUAAGACUGCUGCAGAAAAUCCCGCACAAGAAUCUCGUGGCAUAUCAUUGGACAUGGCUCGAGGACCAUCAGCCCUCUACCUUUGGACCAAGCAUCCCUUGCUUGUGGGUUCUCCAGGACUAUUGUAAUGGUGGUGACUUGCACAGCUACGUUUUGGGGCCCCAGAACGGACCAUCGACGACAGAGAAGCUGAAGCAAAGGCUGCGCAGGAAAUCUAGAGGUGAAAUAAGCCCGCCUCAGGAUGCUCGCGGUCCAAGCAAGCUCGCUUUCGACGAGAUUUUCUCCUUUUUCAGAGACAUUACCUCCGGACUUCACCACUUACACACGAAGGGUUACAUCCAUCGGGAUCUGAAGCCAUCCAACUGCCUGCUGCAACGAGACGGUGGCCGUACCAGAGUCUUGAUAUCGGACUUUGGCGAAGUGCAAGCCGCAGGUACAACACGAGGCUCGUCAGGCGCUACUGGUACCAUUUCCUACUGCGCACCAGAAGUUCUGCAGAGGACUUCCGACGGCUCAUUCGGCAAUUUCACCACGAAAUCUGACAUCUUCUCACUAGGCAUGAUUGUGUACUUCAUGUGCUUCGGCCGAUUACCAUAUGCGAAUGCGGACGAUGUGAAUGAGGAGAACGAGGACCUGGAUCAGCUCAGAGCUGAAAUUACAGGAUGGGUCGGCUUCAAUGAAGAGGCACGCGCUCGUACAGACUUGCCGGAGAGGCUUUACAAAUACUUGAAGAGACUUCUUAGUGUCGACCCGAAUGAGCGACCAAGUACGGAUGAAAUCCUGGCCAGUAUCAAAGGCGGCGUCAUCUUGGAUGAUAAGAAAUGGACCAGUGAAGACUAUAGCCCUCGGGUAUCAUCUAUGGACUCGCCAGCUCCCAAACCCUCUUUACAAAUGCGAAGAUCUUACAUCUCACGACCUGAUCUGCCGUCGACUGGAAGGCAAUCGUCUGGUGAGAGCGUCCGAGACCGGAAUCCCGUGAAACAGGAUCGGUCCCGGAGCAGACCUAUAAGUCCUCUGGAGUCAUCCAUGACAAUAGGUGCGAGGAAGAAGAUCGAGCUACCACCGCGUUCACCUGGAGAAGAGACGCCACCCCAGCAAAGCCCACACUUGAUGCUUCCGCCGCCGCCUGACAAGCCGAUGUACACCUGGCUGGUGCGCAUCACUCACGAGCCACGCAUUACCACUUGUCUGCGAGCGAUCUUCUUCUUGGGCAAGCUUCUCUCGCUAUCCCUGCCUUGCGCUCCCUAUGCGACGAAUCUUUGGCUCCUCUAUCCCCUUGUUGGCCUGGCCGCGUUGGAUUUAGGCCUCUUGGAUUUCAGUCUGCGGCAGUCUCUGAUACUGGCGAGCGUACAUUUUGCGACAAUUUACGUUGCCAGGCAACAUUCACGUUUGUGUGAAGCCGGCAAUGUGGUUGUCUGGGAGGAUCUUUGA